CUAGUACCAGUGUAGGCAUUAGAGUCUCGGAUCGCCUACUGAGUGUGUGAAUGUGUCUAAGUUUUGUUUCGAGUACUUCUCUCUCUCACUCUCUCCUUCUCUCUCACACACUCUCUCUGUCAUUCUUCUCUCUUCCUCUCUCCAUUUGUGAAGAUUGAAGGCCCCCCCAAUCGUUUCACUUUCGUCUCGUGGAUUCGCGCUCACCAUCGUCACGUUAACCGUCGUUACGUCGGGACGAAAUCGCAGAAGGUCAAAGAGCGCUUGCUUAAUCGAGACCGCAAUGCCGCAGUGGACAAUAAUUGCUUACCGCCAAUCUCUCUAUUAGGUACGGUUGUUUCAGCCGAAUUUCAUUGGACAGACGCACAGUAAAUGAACAGACAUCUUGUUGUCAGACGGUACAAAACAUCUCUCGAUUAAAUAGUUCUUGUGGUGAGCUUCGGUCAGCGUUGCGGCUUAAUCCGCCUGCGAAAAAGCCUUUAGGAUGUAAAGGUCAUCGUCGUUCUUUGGAACGGUGAUCUGGGCCUUUGUAGGCCGGUGUACGAUGGAGUUUGGUCCAUUAAUCGUUGGCCUGGUGUCGACGUUCUUCUUAGCUGCUGGCCUGCUCUGGCGCUAUGGCCAACCCGGAAGGCAUCAUAUGGCUGUUACGGCCAGUGUCUUCCUCGCCUGGUACUUCUCUAUGCUCAUCAUUAUUUUAAUGCCACUAGAUGUUUCAUCGACCGCGUAUAAGCAAUGCUUGACGUAUCACAAUCUGUCGGCGGUACCACCUCAUGAAGCUCACGGACCUCAUGCUGCAGCUCUCACUUUGCAGCUUCGAGCUUAUGCUGGACCGGCAAAUUUUAGCGGGAAUGAUUCUACGGCGUUCGACGUGAGGACCAGUACGACAAGCUCUAUGCACCAAACGAACGAUCAAGCAAACGGAUCUGUUAUAACAAGUAAUCGCAGUCCAUCGCAAGUAGUCGUCAAUUCAACUUCGUUGGGAGCAGGACCAACCGAGAGCAACGCGUCCCCUGCUGGGAACGUAACAAAUCCACCGUACGCGUUGCCGGUGGACCCAACACAUCCAGCAGGACCAUUACAUCCGGUUUUGCCUUCGUCGUCCAUCCUCCCACAUCCCAUUAACGAUUUUUGCCCGAAACCCUGGAGUCGCGUUCCGGAUGACGCGUUUCCUGUGCUUUGGAGAAUUGUCUACUGGAGUUCACAGCUUCUUACGUGGAUAAUUCUUCCACUAAUGCAGUCAUAUUCGACCGCCGGAGAUUUUACUACAUCCGGUAAACUGAGGACCGCGCUUUAUGAAAAUGCAAUCUACUACGGGACGUACCUUUGCAUCUUCGUUGUGCUCCUUGUUUAUCUCAUCAUUAACGGCAUUGGUCUGGACGGGGGGAAGCUCAAAGUACUACUAAUUACUGCGUCAAACACGUGGGGUCUUUUUUUGCUAGUCCUACUACUGGGUAGCGGAUUGGUCGACGUGCCCCGUACAAUGUGGAAUCUCUCCCGAAAAGGCUAUACACUAAGGUAUCUUUAUUUCAAAGCCGCAAAAUUGUCAAUGGAAAAAUGUGAAACCGAAGAGAGGCUGGAUGACGCUAUUGAGGAGCUUCGUCAGGUGAACAACUGUAUCACUAUGGGCAGCCCCUUGAGGCGGUACGUCGACGUGAUAAUUUCCCGGAUUCCCCGCGCUAAAUGGGAGGAUACUCGUCGCAAUCGUACCACAGCUUCGGGCGCGAGUGUCUCAGAGAAAAGCCUCGUUAGAUUACAUAAGCAGGUAAUCAAAGCAAUGCAGGGUGUCAAUCGAACACAGGUCCAAUGGGAUCAGUUGCUUGCAGACAUACUUUACUGGGAGGACAUUAGCAAAAAUGAGGCUAAUGUAGAGCGACGUUUCAAAAGCUCGCUCGACUAUCGGCCUCGAGGACAGCUGACGAAGAUGUUCUGCACUCCGACCGUGGAAUGGUAUUGGCGAUGCCUACUCCGAGCCGUACUGCUUCGAGCAUUGGCUGUCAUAUUCGCCGGCUUCACUAUUCUGAUCAUGUUCUCUGAAGUGACGUUCUUUAUUCGCAAACCGCUAAUUUCCGUUGUCGGUAUUAUUCACAGCUCGCUCGAAACGUCGUUUAGUUAUUUUGGUCUUGAGGUUUUCAGUGCGACGACGCUGGGCUACCUGUGUCUUUGCACGUAUUACACGCUGUUCAAAAUCCGUAUCUUCAAUCUCUACUACCUUGUACCGCAUCAGCAGACCAGCGAAUAUUCUCUCAUUUUCUCUGGGAUGAUGCUGUGUCGGUUGACGCCGCCAUUAUGCCUAAACUUUUUGGGCAUGACCCACCUAGAUCAACAUAUUUCGCGAGAGCCGGACCGGGUCGAAACGGCUUACACGAAGAUUAUGGGCCACAUGGACGUGAUAUCAAUCGUUUCAGAUGGUUUCAACGUGUACUUUCCCAUGCUGAUCUGCGUUCUCGGUGUAGCCACGUACCUGAAAUGGGGUUCAAAAAUUGUUCACGCAUUGGGCUUUGAGCAGUUCCUUGCCGAUGAUGAUCUUACGAUCGAUUUGGUUGACGAAGGACGUGACCUUGUCAAAAGAGAAAAGAACCGUCGGCAACGCCAGCUGGAGAACGAGAUUCGGCGACGUCAACGGUUGCAGACAGCUCCCAGCCAGGAAUUUAGUCCUGGCACUUUAGGAGGGGGCGGCGUCGGUGGAGGCGGAGGUGCAGGAUCCGCGACAGGAGAGCCACGCAACGGUCGUCCCGCCUUAAACGGCAACGGGUCUAUGGAAAGCGCGCGUGCCGAGCUACUGGCCGGAGUCGGGGAGACUCCUGACUACAAUUCCAGGGAUCCACUCUCGCCUAUGGAUACACAUUGGUCGGCGUCCAGACUACAACCACCGAGAAAUAUAUUUGACGAUGUCUGAAGUAUCGCCCCUUCAAACGACAAGAACUUUCUUUUGAUAGUAGCGGUAUCAGCGAAAAUGAAAUUUUUCAUUUCCACACCUGUGUGAGGGGAUAUGCGGCGUUUAAGUUCUACUUAGUUUCCCUAUAUAAUCUCUCGUGGUUUUGAGGAUUCUUACUGGCUGCUGACACGUACGUAUGACAGUGAAACGUUAAAAUGAGAGGUUGUUUUCAAAACUGAUAUCAAUCCCUGUCUUUUCGCCUACAUGAUUCAAACUUAAGACAAAAGCGUCAGGUCGUGUUAGCAACUAACGGCCGUGGUCCUGCUGCACUAUAUGGUGCUAAUACGGAUAAUACCAAAUGAUAAUAAGAUGUCAAUUUGAAGCGUGUGUCACGCGCCGAAAUAAAUACGAAAUUGAUGAAGCUACGUAACGCCGAACAACCACAAAUGCUGUCACUCUCGAAGAAGAAUCGGCAACACACGUUAGUCUACUAUCGCUCAACGAAGAUCGUCGACAGAUUCGAUGAUCGGCUUACUGUGUUCACUACCCUGUCAACUGUGUAGCUUGAAGACGCUGUUCAUGGAAUAAGUAGAGUUAUUCCUCACUAACGAAUGCCGUAAUAUAAUCUCGUUCAUCGACACGAGAGCUUGUUUUCUUCACUUCGACUAUGUUACCAAUAUGCGUGGGCAUAUUUGGGUAGGCAAAAUGCUUUACACGAUAGCUAUAUGACAGGAAUAUCGUAAUGCAGUGAAGACAUUCUCUGCGUUGCUAAGAAAGAUCUGUAAUACUCUGCUAAAUUUAGAUUCUUCUCUUUUAAAAAUAUAUCGUAUAUCACUCAGUAAUAUGUAGUAGAUGAAUUACCUAUCGCAUGGGCUCAUUGCGACGAGAAAGCGUAAGGUUACAGCAGGCUCCAGCCGCCUCUCCUGUAACUCAAUGAGAUUUCCGAGUGUUCUUGUUCCACAUUUACAAUAUUAUCAUUUCGACACGAUACCACACGUAUGCUCAUACCAUCAGAUACCAUGAUCUUGCGGGAAUGUUCGGAAAUGCCUUACGGUGGAUACAAUCAUCAAAGGAUCUAUGAUGUUUGUUAAUACACGAAGCUAAUAUUACGGAGCGUUACCAUAUUUCUCUGACUUGCCUGUACGUAUUCGUGACACGGACUACUGUUUUGACUAAAGACGAUCAGAAGGGAAAGACAUUUUCUGGCGUCAUUGUAUAGAUACUGUGCACGACCGAAAUUUAGAAUGAUUGGCCUGAAAGCAAACAUUGCCUUUGAUUGUAUACUUCAUCGUAUUGCUCGUAUAGAAAAAGGACCAUAAAUGGCUUUCUUAGCGAGUCAAAGUGAUGCGCGAAUAAGGAAGGAAUGUCUAGCAAAAUUCUAUAACAGAGACCCUUAUGCGUUUUGAAGCAAUGCAAAUUGUACUAAACGUUUAGAAACUAGCGAGUCCAGUAAAAAUUAGGGUAGGGUUUUUUUUAACUAAACGAGAGGCACGCGUGGAGUUCUGUUUUAGCCAUCCCGUAGCAUUGCAAGUAUUAUGAAUUUGGUAUGCUCGACGUAUCAACGCUCUCUGUCUGUUUGCGUCAAAUUGACUUACCCAUACGAUCCUUUAAUGCUUCUUGAUGAGCGGACAAAUCUCGACUACAAAGAAACAGCUGUUCUACAAGUCGAUGAUGUACGGGACCCGACUUCAGAAUGGUGACAGCAGCCGAAAUCACUGUUUUGCUUUGUCCGAGUCAACUCUGACGGUAUACAAGCAUAGCAAGACUAAAACAAGGGAAACUGAAACUCGUAAAUGCGUAUUCCUGGCAAGAUUGUAGGUGGUACAGCAUGUGUGCUGGAAUAAAUGGAGCAGCGACGACGUCGUCAGUGUUGACAAGGGAGAGUGUACAGAUAGGGGAUUUUGUAAUAUAUUAUAUAUACUCAUAUUCUAUUUGUAGUGUUAUCUUUAUUAUGCUAUACUGUAUUUUAUGGGGCCAAUCAUACAAACGAUACGCUAAUUUCUAGCAGUAAAAGUUGCAGGGAUUUAGCGGGAUACAUUUGCUCGCGCAGGUACGUUACCUUAUCUGCUUAGCCUAAUAAAGUUUUUACCAUCAUAUCCGUUUACUAUUAUUACGAACGUCAUUAUCAUACUCUUACCGACACUGAACUAUGUGAUAAAUAGAAAACAGCAAUGAGCUGAAUUGGUUCGUUAACGGCGCAAAAUCAAAGCAGCUCUUUUGUAAAGGACAUAUGGAAGGUUAACAAAAGCCAUGGGAAAAAGACAAGUAGCCCAGCUCACGCAUCUGUAUAAUGUGUACGUAAGUGCUGGUGCGUAAGGCUAAGUAUAAGAAGCAAACAGAAUGGGGACGUCGUGCUCGACUAAAGAAGCGACGAUCAGAAAUAAUUUUUAUUAUGAUGAUGUGGAAAAUUAUAGGACAGUUUUCCAUCUGUGUCCUAUCCGAUAUACUUCGAGUUGUGAUGGAAAAUAGGACGACUGUGCUAAUGAUUAUCGAUGACGUAACGACGCAAAUCGUACUGUAAUUUGCUCAGUGGUAAACUUCGAUACAAAUUGAAUGUUUCAUUUAGCAUCUCUCGUACGGACCGGGAACCGCAAAAAUUGUUUCAAAUGAGAAAUGUUGAAUUAAUAUCUAUUUGUAUAUGCGUCCCCUUUGCUUUAGCCGUAAAAAUGAGCUACCAAACCUGUCGAAACGACGCUGAGUUUCAGAUUAAGGAAUGACCUAUCCGUCUGCGCAAGUGCAAAGUGUCCUCUAGACCUACCGAAUCGCAGACGACGUGAUCCUGAAACGACGAAGUAGUUAUCAUCCAGUUUUUCUAUAAUAUAAAAAUGUCAAAAUUGAUGAACGCUUUAACUGAGCUUAAAAAUUAAGCAAAAAGUGAAAUAGUCUUACCAUCGUGUAGUAUAUUAUUGUAAAUGUAUUGGGAUAGGGCGUUCUAAGGUCCGUCAAUGUACUUGGAUAGUUUUUAAACAAGUGAAUACCGACGCCAUGGUAAUGUUAGGAUAUCGCAAUGAUUUCCGUUCUGUAAGAUACCUUGUGUGAGAUUUCCACUCAGAGAAAAAACGGUCCGUCAUAUAUAUAUAUGACGGACCGUCUUUUCUCUUAUAUCGUAUAUAUAUAUAUAUAUAUAUGAUAUAAGUUAAACGGCUAAACGUAAGUUAAACGUAAAUGUACACGUAGAGAAAGGCCAUUUGGUAGUGUCGUAUAGUUGUAUCAUGGGCAAUGACUUAGCAAAAAAAAAAAGAACGACGAGGAAAGUAAACCUUACGUGUCAUGUAGGACUUUUUCCACAAGCAUAAUUGAGAAGCAGUAGCCACUCGGAGAGUGCUGACGCCAUAUCUGAGUUUCGCUGAAGAAAAUAAAUUUACAAGAGCCUUUGUUAGUCAGGUGAA
Messenger RNA from Varroa destructor (honeybee mite), 6261 nucleotides. RefSeq names its product LMBR1 domain-containing protein 2 homolog. Gene Ontology annotation, cellular component: membrane. The record is from RefSeq and is a predicted model, not a curated record. Lineage: Eukaryota; Metazoa; Arthropoda; Arachnida; Mesostigmata; Varroidae.